AUGGCGAAGAAAAGAAGGACCGUUCGAAAGCCAGUUGCUCGUGGGUUGGAUCCUGAACCGAUUGAUGAUGCAGACGAUGGAGAAACGGAGAAGACAACGGUUGUUGAACAGGGGAAUUCGAACUGGGCAAAGGAGGUGGAGGAUGAAAUUGCUGAUGAAACGGAUCAGACUCACUUCCAAGAAUCAGCAAGAAGUCAUUGGAAGUCAUUUAAAGAAGAGAAAUUGAUCUAUCGUGAUCCCAAGCUGAAAUUUACUGAACCGAUUAUCAAGAAUGGCAUCAAGAUUGCUCAACUUGACCUAGAGGAGGUUAAAGAAGAGGCUGCAAGCUGGAAUUCAACAAUGAUUUGUAUGGUUCUUGGAGCUAAUCCUCCUAUGGCUGUGUUCGAAGGCUUUAUAAAACGGAUUUGGGGACAUCUAGGGAUAAAACAGAUUGUGAAGAUGACUAGGGGAUUGGUAAUGAUCAAUUUUAAUGAUGAAGCUUUGAGAGACCAGGUGUUAGAAGCAGUGGUUUUCCAAUUUGACAUGAAACCAGUCAUUGUAAGACCCUGGACCUCUGAUCUCAAUGCUGUUAAACUUGUUCGUUCGGUGCCACUUUGGAUUAGACUCCAUGAUCUUGGCCUCCAAUAUUGGGGAACCAAUUGUCUGAGUGCAUUAGUUAGUACUGUUGGGAAACCAAUAAUGGUGGACCAACAUACUAAAGAUCGCAUAAGGGUUCAAUUCGCCAGGGUCCUAGUUGAAAUGGACAUAACUGAUACGCCUCCGAGAACCAUACAAUACGUCAAUGAAUAUGGGCAGAUUGUUGAUCAAAACAUUGAUUACGAGUGGCUUCCGGUUAAAUGUAAAAGCUGUAUGGGGUAUGGACACAUUAUGGCAAAUUGUCGAAAAGGAGAAAUGAAGAAAAAGCAACAAGAAUUGAAAGGCAGAGACUCAGCUCAAUCUAGUGUGCAAGAGCAGGAAACAAAGGAAAGGACUAAACAGGUUGAGGCUACUGCUACCAGGAAACUAGUUUUGCAGGAGGAAAUUGGUACAAGGGCACAGAAUAAAGAUUGGGUUACUCCGAGAAAAACUUUCUCUCAGAAGCAUCCAAAGGAGGCUGAAAAGAAGGGUGAUACAUGGGGGAAUUCUGUUAACAGUUUUAUGGCUUUAGGAGGAGAUGAAGGGGGUCAGAUAAUGGAUAAAGUGUCCGAGGAGGAAGGGGAACCAGAAGAGACUAAACUAAGAGGGGAAAAAGUUAAAGAAAUGAUGGAAAAUAAAUUCAAUAAUUGGGAUUACUUCUCUAGUUCCACUAUUGAAGGUAGAAUUCUUGUUCUUUGGAGAAGAACUUUUGUCAAAGUGAUUGUCAUUGCUGAAACUUCACAAUUUGUCCACUGUUAUGUUAAAGUGUCGGGAACUGAUCAGGCUUGCUACAUUACUUUUGUUUAUGAUAGAAUAGGUGGAAACCCUCCUUGUCUUAAUGAUUUGGUUGAUUCUCAAGCUUGGUUUGCCCAAGCUCAUGUUGAAGCCUUAAAGAGAACUGGUUCAGAUUUUACUUGGACAAAUAACCAGGACGGGAUAAGCAGAAUUUAUUCCAAAAUCGAUCAUGUCUUUGCUAAUGAGGAUUGGCAUGAUACUUUUGGAAAUAAUUCUGCUCAUUAUGGUUGGGAAACUACCUCAGAUCACUGCUCUUGUGUUGUCUCUAUUAAAGCUCAUAUGAAAAUUGGGGUCAAACCUUUUCGCUUUUACAAUUUUUGGGCAGACCAUCCUAAGUUCAAGGAGCUAGUUUUGCAGAAUUGGGAGAAGCCUCUUGCUGCUUCGGGUAUGAAAGGUGUUUACUUAAAGCUAAUGAGACUGAAACAUGUUCUUAAGAAGUUCAAUCAUGAGACAAUUGGAGAUAUUGGUAAGAGUUUUCACCAAGCCAAGGAUAGAUAUCAGGAAGCUCGUUUGAAGGCUCAAGCUCAUGCUGGGGAUUCAGAUUAUCAAGAUCAAGAGAGGGUAGCCGCUGCCAAUUUUAUCAGUUGUGACAAAAUGAAGUCUGAAAACAGGAUUGCUUCUUUUACCAAUGAUCAUGGAGACAUUAUUGAUAACUUCUCUGAAGUUGUGGAUCACUUUAUGAAUCAUUUUAAUGGCUUUAUGGGGACAAGGAAUGAUACAGCAGCAAGUCUAAAUAUGGAGUGUUUUGAAUUGAAUUCUAGACUGAAUCUGGACCAACAAAUCCUUUUACUGAAACCGUUCUCCAACAAUGAAAUCAAGAAAGCUAUGUUUAGCAUUCCUGACUCGAAAUCUCCUGGACCGGAUGGGUUCAAUUCUGGAUUUUUCAAAGUGAUGUGGGCUGAUAUUGGGAAGGAAGUUUGCAAGGCUAUCUCUGAUUUCUUUAUUACAGGUUACAUGCCAGCCAAGCUUCACUCAUCCAUGAUUUCAUUAAUUCCGAAGAAUGAUAACCCAACUAAGGCAGUUGACUUUCGUCCAAUAGCUUGUUGCUCUACAUUAUACAAAUGUGUGUCAAAACUUCUCUGUUCUAGACUGGCCAAAGAUCUUUUAAAGAACUAUAACAGGAAGAACAUCUCUCCUCGGUGUGCUAUUAAGAUUGACAUUAGCAAGGCGUACGAUACGGUGAACUGGGAAUUUCUUGAUUGCUUACUGCCAGCGUUCAAUUUGCCUCAGAGAUUUAUUAAAUGGCUGAUGACUUGCAUUACCUCGACUUCUUACUCCAUAAUCAUGAAUGGAAGAAUUCAAGGAAAAUUUAAACGUGAAAAAGGGCUGCGUCAAGCUUUAAGGUAUGUUCUUGAGGAGUUUACUAAAGCUUCGGGGUUACACAUCAAUCAUUACAAGUCUCAGAUUUUUCUUGGUGGAGUCAGCCCGUUGAACAAACAAAGCAUUAUUGAUGAAUUAAAGCUUGUUGAAGGAAAGUUCCGGAUGAAAUACCUUGGGAUUCCUUUGCGUCCAACUAAGUGGAAAGCCGAAGAUUGUAGCAUAAUCAUCAAGAAGAUCACUCAGAGACUUCAUAAUUGGGCAAGUAAGCAUCUUUCUUUUGCUGGAAAAAUUCAACUUAUUCACUCUGUGUUGAUUGGCCUUCGAAAUUACUGGAUGAGCAUUUUUGUUUUACCUCAAAGUGUUACCAAGGAAAUUGAGAGGCUUUGUAGAGGGUUCCUUUGGGGUGUAAAUGGCAAUAGAAGCAAAGUCCAUGUUGCUUCUUGGGAUAAAGUCUGCUUGCCUAAAGCUUAUGGAGGAUUGGGAUUUAAAGAUGGUGCUAAAUGGAAUCAUGUGAAUCUAGCCAAGUUUGUUUGGGCAAUUUCUAAUAAAAAAGACUUGUUAUGGGUUAAAUGGAUUAAUACCAUAUACCUGAAACAAGAAUCUUACUGGUUGUAUGAGCUAAAACCCGACACAAGUUGGUAUUGGCGUAAGCUUUGCCACUUGAGGAAGAGAUUCACAGAAGGUGACAUAAAGGCUGCUGUGAGAACAUGUAAACUCAGAACUAGUCUGUUAUAUAACAGCUUGCUUGAUCAAAAUCUCUUUCAAUGCCAUAAAACUAUUUGGAGUUCUCUUAACUUACCAAAGCGUAGAUUUAUUCUUUGGCAAGUGGUUAACUCCUAUUUACUUACAAAAGAUAAUAUGGCAAGGUUUCACAUUCCUGUGGAGUCGAAUAAGUGCCCUGUUUGUGAGGAUCACUUUGAAACUCAUGAACACUUGUUCUUCUCUUGCUGCUUGUCCCGAAAAAUGAUUGAGUUGGUGUUUGAAUGGCUUGGUACUCACAUGUGGCCUUUAGAUUUUCAAAGUUGGAUAGGUUGGCUGUCUUUGAACAUGGACAAUAAGGUGAGAAAAAUCAGCAUAGCAGCUGCUGCCGCAACCUGCUACUACCUUUGGAUUAAUCGAAAUAGAUGUGUUUUUGAGGGGUAUUCGCAUAAUGACACUCGCAUUGUUGCUGAUAUUAAAAGUAUAGUAAGAUAUAGAGUUCAACAUGUAAAUAAUAGAAGAUUGAAUAGAGUUGAGAGCAGGUUUUUACAGAUUAUUCAAUGUAAUUAG
Molecule: messenger RNA, 3999 nt
Organism: Cannabis sativa
Lineage: Eukaryota; Viridiplantae; Streptophyta; Magnoliopsida; Rosales; Cannabaceae
Exons: 7
Coding region: 1-3999 (1332 amino acids)
Source: RefSeq, a predicted model, not a curated record